AUGCAGCAUGGCUCUUCCUUCGUCCCUUCUCUUCGUACCUCCAGCGAGUCAGUGAGGCCUCGAGUCGUAGAUCCAGAACGGGCCGCAACUCCCGACCAUUGGCGUCGAGCCUUUAUUACCGACAAACUCACUUCCGCCACUCCAAGUAUGGCCACUACUUCCACUAGCAAGGUUCAUACUUCUCCUUCCAAGGCAUCAUAUGGCCGGACAUACGACUCAAAACUUGUGUCAAGAGAGAUGCAUCGACUUGCAGGCUUAGCGCCAAAUUUGUCCCAAGCCCCUUCAGUCUCUUCUCUGAAUCUCCCUGCCCCGGGAACGAUGGGUCAAGUCAGUCUCGCAUCGACUUCCAAUGACCCAUGGAUUUCUGUCAACAUCCAUGUUCUCCCGUUGUUCAACGGCGAGCAUCUGAAAGUGCCAAUAGAAGAAUUGAAUACCUUGGUUAAGCGACACAUAUCAUCUGUGGUGUCUUCUUCGCCCUCCAAAGCUAUCGCCACACUGGAACACGACGCGGCAGAACUUAUAGCAUCGGGAAUGGUGAACCUAAGCUCCAAACUCGACACGGACGAUGAAUCCUUGAUCGCGCAUAUUGUGGAAAUUUGGGAGUUCUUUCUUCAAGUGCUGACCUACGUCGAGGGGGUUCUCCUCCCAUUGCGAACUGAUCCCCUUCUUUCGACACUACAUCGUAGUAAGCCUCACCGUCCGUCUUCGCCACGGCAAACCAGCAAAGGCAAUCUGUCCUCUAUUCUCAACGGCGUGCAACCAUCUUCCAUCGACGUCCGUACGAUUGCUUUGCGGUCUUUCCGGGACAAAGUCAUCAUUCCUUACACUCCUCAACUCCGGGCUUCCAUCUUGAAUCGACAAGAGAAAGAGACAGCCCCCAUAUCUGUCUUGCAACCGGGACUCCAACAAUUACUUCUCAUACUCUCCUCCCAAUGCCGAAGACCACCACCGGUUUCACUCACAUCGGCACCGCCACAGCCUACCUCUGUCGAAGCUGCAAUUACUGAUUUGCUCCGGUUGGUGCGAUCCCCCCGACCACAAUUCGACGCCAAAGCCACUUCAACUCCCAUCAGUCCCUCACGCGCCCCAAGCUUCCUUUCUGGAGGAUUACCACGUGAUCGGCGAGGACGAGUAGCCAAGAAACAGCUUAGUGGACUCAAAAUUCCUGAGGAUGGAGAAGAUGACGUGUUUGGGGAUGAAACUCCGAGAGUUGGGCAAGGCCUUGCAGACAGAGAGCGAGAGAGGGUAUUUUUGGAGGCUCUCAAAAGUCCCGAUUUAGAACCCAACACAGCUGCUGGCGGCUGGGGUCUAGGGAAUGCGGAUUCUGCCAAAAUCGAGGAAGAGGAGCCACCUUUAGAUUGGGACGAGGCGCAAGCCGUCGUAGAACGGAUGGUUGGCAUCCAGCCUGAAAUGCGGAGAAGAUAG
Mycena indigotica is the source of this 1425-nucleotide messenger RNA. RefSeq lists its product as uncharacterized. The transcript is spliced from 8 exons. Gene Ontology annotation, biological process: TORC2 signaling. Gene Ontology annotation, cellular component: TORC2 complex. The record is from RefSeq and is a predicted model, not a curated record. Lineage: Eukaryota; Fungi; Basidiomycota; Agaricomycetes; Agaricales; Mycenaceae. Bases 1 to 1425 code for a protein of 474 amino acids.